AUGAUUCAUCACACUUUUUUUUCUCUAGAAGUCAGGCGAGUUGAUGAGCAGAUAAAUAACUACAAGGAAAUCCAAGACAAACCUCUGUGGCAAGAUGAAUUCACAGACAAAGAAAAACUGAAGGAUGAAAGUGGUGAAGAAUGCAGAGCAUGUAGAAAAAUCAGUUAUCUGAGCACAGACUUUGUUUCUAUAAGACAAAGACUUCCUAAAUAUUACUUAUGGGAAAGGUGUUCAAAACAUAAUUUAAGCUUUCUUAGUGAGAACAGAAGCUGUGUAAGAAAGAAAGAUGGUGGAUGUAAGGCAUAUUGGAAAUUAUGCCUCCAUUCUAAUCUUGAUAAAGCUCAACCUGCAGAGAAAUUCUCUGAACCUAAUCAACGUGGAAAAGCCCCCCACCAUAAGCGAGCCCUUGAUAAAAGUCAGAGAAUUCAAACUGAGGAGAAACUGUAUGAAUGUACUGAAUGUGGAAAAGUGUUUAUGCAGAAAGCAAACCUUGUUGUACAUCAAAGAACUCACACUGGAGAGAAGCCUUAUCAAUGCUGUGAAUGUGCAAAAGCCUUCAGCCAGAAGUCAACUCUGAUAGCACACCAGAGAACUCAUACAGGGGAGAAGCCCUAUGAAUGCAGUGAAUGUGGGAAAACCUUUAUCCAGAAGUCAACUUUGAUUAAACAUCAGCGAACUCAUACAGGAGAGAAACCAUUUGUUUGUGGUGAAUGUUCAAAAGCCUUUAAGAGUUCAUAUCACCUUAUGAGACAUGAAAAAACACAUAUUAGACAAGCAUUUUCUAAAGGUAUCAAAUGUGCUAAAUCCAGCCUUAUACAUCAAAGGACUCAUAUGGGUGAGAAACCCGUGUGCAGUGAACAUGAGAGAGCCUUUGAUGAGAAGCCCACUCCCAUUAAAGAUCAGAGAAUUCAUACAAAAGAGAAACCUUAUGAGUGCAGUAAAUGUGGGAAAAGAUUCAGAGGAAAGUCACAUCUCUCUGUUCAUCAGAGAAUUCAUACAGGUGAGAAACCCUAUGAAUGCAACAUAUGUGGGAAGACUUUCAAUGGAAAGUCACACCUGUCUGUCCAUCAUAGAAUUCAUACAGGAGAGAAACCCUAUGAAUGCAGACGAUGUGGCAAAGCCUUUGGUGAGAAGUCAACCCUUAUUGUACAUCAGAGAACUCAUACAGGAGAGAAACCCUAUAAAUGCAGUGAAUGUGGGAAAGCCUUCAGUGAGAAGUCACCACUGAUUAAACAUCAGAGAAUUCACACAGGAGAGAGACCCUAUGAAUGCAGUGACUGUGGGAAAGCCUUCAGUAGGAAGUCAACUCUCAUUAAACAUCAGAGAAUUCAUACAGGAGAAAAACCCUACCAAUGUAGUGAAUGUGGGAAAGCCUUCAGUGUGAAAUCAGCUCUCAUUGUACAUCACAGAACUCAUACAGGAGAGAAACCUUAUGAAUGCAGAGACUGUGGUAAAGCCUUCAGUGGGAAGUCAACUCUCAUUAAACAUCAGAGAAAUCAUACAGGAGAUAAAACAUAUGAAGAUACUUGAGAGUGAGAUAAUUUCACUAGGAGCUAUAUAUUAAAAGUAGUUUAUUAUAUAUGAAAAAAUUCAUCCUGAGAUGUAACCUUAUAAAUGUCAAGAAUGUUAGAAUUUCUUUAUAUAUUGUUUACUGUUCAUUUAACUUAAUAAAAGGCACAAAAGUAUAAUUCCAUAUGUA
Galeopterus variegatus (Sunda flying lemur) is the source of this 1699-nucleotide messenger RNA. RefSeq names its product zinc finger protein 674 (gene ZNF674). Gene Ontology annotation, biological process: regulation of transcription by RNA polymerase II. The record is from RefSeq and is a predicted model, not a curated record. Lineage: Eukaryota; Metazoa; Chordata; Mammalia; Dermoptera; Cynocephalidae. The transcript has a single exon. Gene Ontology annotation, molecular function: RNA polymerase II cis-regulatory region sequence-specific DNA binding; DNA-binding transcription factor activity, RNA polymerase II-specific. The coding region runs from base 1 to 1530 and encodes 509 amino acids.